AUGUUGACACGACCGAGAACAGUACAAGCACUCUCUUGUUUACGACAACAACAACCCUUCUCAUGCAAACGAUACAUGUCCAAUGCUUCCAAUGACAAGCUACCAGCUGCGAUCAAAUAUUGCACGGACUCGGUCAGACAACGCGAUUACGAGGGAUACCUUUGUGUACCGUUUUAUCCAUCCCAUUUGCGUAACGUACAAUAUGCCCUACGUGCCUUCAACGUCGAGUUGGCUUCUAUUCGCGAGAACGUAUCCAAUCCAACCGCAGGCAAGAUGAGAAUGCAGUUUUGGAGCGAUACCAUCAAUAAUAUCUACAAGGGUAAUCCACCACAGCAGCCUAUCGCGCUGGCCGUUGCCGCUGCUCUCAAAGAAUGCAACCUGUCACGGAUGUGGUUCAAGCGUAUCAUCACUGAACGUGCAACCAAUCUCGAGGAUCAUCAAUUUAUGACUGUCAAGGAUAUGGAAUCCUAUUCCGAAAACACGGCAUCCGCUCUCUUGUAUCUACAACUCGAAUCACUUGGUAUCAAGGACGUCAAUGCAGAUCACGCUAUCAGCCACGUUGGUAAAAUGAUUGGUAUCUCCACCUUUUUGAGAGCAUUGCCAUUUCAUUUGAGUCAUAAGCGAUUGGUGCUUCCAGCUGAGAUCACAGCCAAGUACAACAUUUCUCAAGAAGAUUUAUUCCGACAUGGUCACGCUGAAGGAUUAGAAGAUGCCAUUUUCGAGGUGGCAACAGCUGCCAAUGAUCAUUUGCUCACAGCUCGAUCCAUGCUCAAACAAGUCCCAUCCGAAGCAUUCCCUGUACUUUUAUCCGCGGUUCCAAGUGCUCGAUUCCUUGAAAAGCUCGAAUCUACCAACUUUAAUAUCUUCGAUCCCAAGCUCUUAAAGAAGGACUGGAAAUUACCUUUAGCAUUGUGGAAUUCGUUUAGAAAGCAUCAAAUAUAG
This is a messenger RNA of Lichtheimia ornata, 942 nucleotides long. RefSeq lists its product as uncharacterized. The record is from RefSeq and is a predicted model, not a curated record. Bases 1 to 942 code for a protein of 313 amino acids. NCBI's taxonomy places the organism in Eukaryota, Fungi, Mucoromycota, Mucoromycetes, Mucorales, Lichtheimiaceae. The transcript has 6 exons. Gene Ontology annotation, biological process: mitochondrial respiratory chain complex I assembly; biosynthetic process. Gene Ontology annotation, cellular component: mitochondrion.